Molecule: messenger RNA, 639 nt
Organism: Trichoplax adhaerens
Lineage: Eukaryota; Metazoa; Placozoa; Uniplacotomia; Trichoplacea; Trichoplacidae
Exons: 2
Coding region: 1-639 (212 amino acids)
Source: RefSeq, a predicted model, not a curated record
AUGGCUAAAGAGCAGCAAAAACCCACGUGGACCUUAACGAAAACAAGUCUUCAGGUGAUGAAUGCAAGAUGUCCAAGGACGCCGAGGUCGUCCCAGCAGAUCCAGCGAUCAUUCAGAAAAAUGAAGAGGAAACUCGAUGAGCGAAAGUUGUCAAAGCAUAUACGUUUGAUAGAUCUGAACGUUGCAAAAGCUGAAGUUCUGGAUAAAUGGGUGUCUCCUCAAUUUGAUCGCAAAGCUCCUUCGAAAGUUCAUAAUCGCAAAAAAGUCAAGUUCAGAAAUUGUAGCAAAUUUCGUACUAAUGCAAGAAAUAGAACAUUUCGAUUUCGCAAUACUAUGACACCAUCCAGACUGAAUUUUCAACCUACGUACAAACAAAAUACUGAUACAAUGUUAGAUUCCAACUUUGAUCCUGAACUAUCUAGUUCGCAAAGUCGACGAAUCAACGAUCAGGACUUAUCACCAAUUAAAAGUGAUCAUGAUGGUAGUAAUUCACUACAGUCAUGUUCUACAUGUACAUCAUUAAUGAUGCAUAAUGAGGAUGAAGGAGACAACCAAGAAGAUAUAGUUUUAGUCCCAGCAACACCAUUAAGUUCGUAUAAAUACCGUUGGACUACACGAUCAAUAUUUCAUCAUAAUUAA